Molecule: messenger RNA, 1569 nt
Organism: Etheostoma spectabile (orangethroat darter)
Lineage: Eukaryota; Metazoa; Chordata; Actinopteri; Perciformes; Percidae
Gene: st13
Product: ST13 Hsp70 interacting protein
Exons: 13
Coding region: 240-1310 (356 amino acids)
Molecular function (GO): protein dimerization activity; Hsp70 protein binding
Source: RefSeq, a predicted model, not a curated record
CGUAAUGGUCGCAUCUGCCUGACAGACUAAACUCAGGGUUACAAAGUCCCUCUCCUCUGUCAGUCUGUCCGACAACUCGCCUGACUGAAAACACAGGAGCGACAGACGCCUCUACCAGUGAAGCAGAGUUGACGUGACAAAAAUCAGCUGCAAACAUCCUCUGUAGGGUUUCUUCAAAGGUUUCAACGGUGUACAUCUUUGUUCAGCGCGCUGUGUGCGUGUGUACGUGACAGAGCAGCAUGGACCCACGAAAAGUGGCAGAGUUAAAGGCCUUCGUGCAGAUGUGCGAGUCCAAUCCCCAAAUUUUGCACCUUCCAGAGAUGAGCUUCUUCCGGACCUGGUUGCAAGGAAUGGAUGCAACAAUCCCUCCCCCAGCCAAGACGAAGGAGUCAUGCCAGGGUGGCUGUCCUUGUGGUCCUUCUCCUACAUCAGCUCCAGCUCCUGAGCCGGAGCCUCCUGUACUGUCUUCGAGUGAGGAGAGUGAUAUAGAAAUAGACAAAGACGGAGUGAUCGAACCAGACACUGAUGAACCACAGGACAUGGGAGAGUUUGAAAACACUGAGGUCACAGAGGAGAUGAUGGACCAGGCCAGUGAGAAGAAGAUGGCGGCCAUUGACGCUCUUGGAGAAGGUGAUCUGCAAAAAGCUCUGGAUCUUUUUACUGAAGCCAUCAAGCUGAACCCCUGCGUAGCCAUCAUGUACGCCAAGAGGGCGAGUGUCUUUAUCCAGAUGCAGAAACCCAAUGCAGCCAUAAGAGACUGUGACAGAGCCAUCAGCAUCAACCCAGACUCUGCACAGCCGUACAAGUGGAGGGGAAAAGCUCACAGGCUGCUGGGCCACUGGGAGGAGGCAGCCAAGGACCUGGCCACAGCUUGUAAACUGGACUAUGACGAGGACGCCAGUGUAAUGCUGAAGGAGGUCCAGCCUAAGGCUAACAAAAUCAUUGAGCACAGACGCAAAUACGAGCGUAAGAGAGAAGAAAGGGAUGUCAAGCAGAAACAAGAGCGGAUAAAGAAAGCCAGAGAGGAGCAUGCACGGGCUCAGAGGGAGGAGGAAGGACGACAGUUUGGAGGAGGAUUCUUCCCAGGUCCUGCUGGAUUCCCAGGCGGAGCCCCUGCUGGCAUGCCUGGUCUCGGUGAACUCCUGAAGGAUCCUGAGCUGCUUAAUGCCAUGAAGGACCCUGAGGUGAUGACCGCCUUCCAGGAUGUGGCACAGAACCCGGCCAACAUCUCAAAGUACCAGAACAACCCCAAAAUCAUGGCGCUUGUCACCAAGCUGAGUUCCAAAUUUGGAGCUUCACCACAGCCAUAGACAGGACCAAAGACGAGAGGAUACAUGGUGAAACAAUCUGGAGAGAUCAAACAGGGGAGCAGGUGACGGGUUAAUUAGAGUCAUGUAGAGAAAGUGGGGCAACUUUUUUAAAUGUUCUUAUUCUGCCUGUUAGCACAUAGCAACGUCCCAACAAAUCAACCCGAUGGUUAGGUGUCAGGUCCGAUAACCUCCACUGACUCGUCUCAGCUGGGACUUUACUAAACCGCAGGUUGACAUUUCUUAACCUGUAUCUGAAAAA